AUGACUGAGAUCAAUCCGCUCGAUGUGUUGGCCAUAAAGAAUGUGGUAUCACGUUACUGCCAAGCACUUGACUCGAAAGACUUCGAUAUGUUAGACAGGGUGUUCGUUCCAGAUGUUGACGCGAACUAUCCCUUCAACAACAGCAUGAAGAGCGUGAGCGAAGUGAAAGACGCUAUCAAGAACCGUCUCGGACCAGUCCGCACACACCAUAGCCUUACAACGCAAACCAUCACUUUCAGGCCUGAUGCGCGCACGGCGCAAGUGGAGACAUACUUCCAGGGAGUGCAUUUUGGACAGGGCCCACAUGAGGGCAAGAUGCUGUGCGCAUACGGCAAGUAUAUCGACAACGUGAUGCUGCUGAAGGCAGAAAAUGAUAAUCACGAGGGUGUGCGCGGUGCGAGCGGAAUUUGGAGAAUCACGAACAGGACGGUGACCUUUACCCAGAGGAUUGGUGAUGAGAAAAUUAUGCAGGAGCAUUGA
Messenger RNA from Bipolaris zeicola 26-R-13, 480 nucleotides. RefSeq lists its product as uncharacterized. The record is from RefSeq and is a predicted model, not a curated record. Bases 1 to 480 code for a protein of 159 amino acids. Lineage: Eukaryota; Fungi; Ascomycota; Dothideomycetes; Pleosporales; Pleosporaceae. The transcript has 4 exons.